Messenger RNA from Drosophila novamexicana, 2810 nucleotides. It is a transcript of the gene PIG-N, whose product is annotated as GPI ethanolamine phosphate transferase 1. The record is from RefSeq and is a predicted model, not a curated record. NCBI's taxonomy places the organism in Eukaryota, Metazoa, Arthropoda, Insecta, Diptera, Drosophilidae. Gene Ontology annotation, biological process: GPI anchor biosynthetic process. The transcript has 2 exons. Gene Ontology annotation, molecular function: mannose-ethanolamine phosphotransferase activity. Gene Ontology annotation, cellular component: endoplasmic reticulum membrane. The coding region runs from base 50 to 2719 and encodes 889 amino acids.
AAAACAAAAUGUCAACAGCUGAUGUCAGUGUUUUGAUUUAAAUGCGGCAAUGUGGAUAAUUUAUGCUUUGUUGGUGCAUUUGUUGCUGCUGGGAUCCAUAUUCGUAAUAUACUUUCGGUCGCCUGUUAUAGAAGGACUGCAGCCACAGAAAAAUCUGAAGGCUGAGCCGCCGGCGGACCGCUUGGUUCUGAUAGUCACCGAUGGACUGCGGGCGGAAUCGUUCUUCGCCAACAAAUGCAAUCAUGUGCCUCACUUACGCGAAAUAUUUAUGAAGGAAGGAAUAGUCGGCAUAUCGCGCACCCGUGUCCCUACAGAAUCACGUCCCGGACAUAUAGCGCUGAUAGCUGGAUUGUACGAGGACCCUUCGGCGGUUACAAAGGGCUGGAAAGAGAACCCAAUUGAGUUCGACACUGUGUUCAACCGCAGUGACCAAACGUACGCGUGGGGUGCUCAGGAUGUUCUACACAUAUUCGAAAAGCUUGCCGAUAGUGGCCGCCCAAUGCAUUUUGAUGCCUAUAAUCAUGACCUAGACUUCUCAGGCCAGCACAAGACGUUCAAACAAGACGAGUGGGUGUUUGACAGGGUGCGCUUGCUGCUGCAACGGAAGCAGAAGGAGCUACAGAACGCCAAAAGGGUAGUGUUUUUUCUACAUCUGCUUGGCUUAGACACAGCCGGCCAUGUGCACAAGCCGGGUACUCCACUUUUUCUUGAGAACCUCAAGUUCACAGAGCGUGGAGUUUGGGAGAUCUACAAGCUAUUUGAAGAGAUCUUUCCCGAUCAGCGAACGGCAUAUUUGCUCACAUCAGAUCACGGGAUGACGGAUUCAGGCUCUCACGGUUCUGGCGCUCAACAUGAAACAGAAACACCGUUUAUGCUCUGGGGAGCUGGUGUGGCUGAAAGAACUUACACGGGCAUCAACUUUGAAGUCAAUGAUAAGGGAUUGGAAUUGCCGCUGCGCCAACUGGAACAGGCGCAAUUAACGCCACUAAUGUCUGCGUUAAUUGGUCUACCGCCGCCAAUGAACAAUUUCGGCAUAUUGCCAUAUGGCUUCAUGAGUGCUGGUGACCGGUACGAGGCAAUGGCAGCCCACAGCAAUGCACUGCAGCUUCUGGCCCAAUAUGUUAGUCUGCAGGAGCAGCACAAUCGUGGCCUCUUUGCACCACUUUUGAACAGUUUCAACAAACUGACAUCUAAGCUGAUGGAUUCCUAUAUAUCUUCGACCGUUGAAGAGCUACAGCUGAAGGAAUUUGAGAAAUCGCUGACAAACAGUGAAACUAUAAUGCAACUGGCACUAGAGGGAAUCGAUUACUACCACGGUUACUACUGCAACGCGCUGUUAAUAUGCACAACGGCCACCUUUUUGGGCUGGAUAUUUUAUUUAUAUCGCCUACUAACUCAGGAAGCAGCACCCAAAAAAGUCGCAUCGACUGUGAAUAAUCACGCAUCCGGGAUCAUUUUUGGACUAUGUGUGGCAGCUGUGCUUCUGAUCGGCUUCUUAGUAGCACAACGUGUUCCACUCUCCGUAAGCUUUUAUUUGCUCCUGCCAUUACCCGUGUGGAUGUUGGCCCUAUGGCAAGCCACAGACAACAACAGCAGCGCCGUCGACGCAAGGGCUUAUGCCCAACCAGCAGUUGCUCGUCAAGCGCAGGCCUCCGUGGCCCAGUUACUGCUGCUCAUUGCUUGCGCCGAGCUCUUAGUUUUCACAUUCAUUGAGCGUCGCCUGAUUUCUCUUUGCUUUUUUGCUUUUGCAUGUUAUAGCAACUGGCGCACAUUUAAGCUCAACACAGCGGAAUUUUACCUAUGGUUUCUGUUAGUAAUAGCCCUUGCCUGCUUUCCAGUGUUACCGCCCUCAGUGGGGUACCAGAACUGUUAUUUGCUGCUGGCUGGUAUUGUGCUUCUUCUGCUGCGUGCGUUCUUGAGCAGUGAACGUCGAAGCUACAGAAUGCACACUAAAUGGUGCAAUUCUCUUAUUUUAGUAAAUACAGCUGUGUGCGUGUAUUUGCAUAGUCACCAGAUCGCCGUACCACUGCCACUGAAAAUUGUCAGUUGGUUGUACUUGGUGUAUGCAUUCGUAUCCAUACAGCUGAGCAAGGAGACGGUCCUGGAAGCGCGCCUGGCGCAGAUUUGCUACAAUUUGGGGGCACUAUAUACGCUGAUGUGCACCUCAUAUGAGUCGUUGUUCGUGCAGCUGCUGACAAUGGAAUUGGCAAUGGCGCUGACCGCCCAACGUGCACACAAAGAGCCAUUGCAGCAUCAGCAGGACAGCCUGCAGUCAUCUUUACGUAUAGCCUUUACCCUUUUGCUUUACACAUUCUUCUCCCUCUUUGGCAGUGGAAACAUUGCAUCGAUCAGCUCCUUCGAUCCAAACAUUGCACGCUGUUUUCUUAGCCACUUUGCGCCGUUCGUGAUCAUGUCGCUGGUGCUACUGAAGCUCGUGCUGCCCAUUGUGAUAAAUCUUUCCAUUGUGUACACCCACAGCGAGUACGCUCGUCAGCAGGAACGACAAAUCUUCAUAUGCCUGCUGAUUAUCUGCGACAUCAUGGGCUUAAACUUUCUCUUUCUUGUGCGAAAUACCGGCUCCUGGCUGGAAAUAGGCUCAUCUAUAUCGCACUUCGUUAUUAUGGAGGUGACCACGUUGGUGAUGCUGGUUCUUGCCUACGCCUCCAAAAUCCUACUUCGACUGGCCAACUGCGAUCAUGUUUUGUCCAAACUACACUAAAUCCACUCUAUAGUUAAUAUUCGUCGUAAAAUGUGUAUCAAUAAGAAUUAUGUAAAUUACUGUUAUAUCUUGGUAUAUAUCUAGCUAUAUA